Trichechus manatus latirostris (Florida manatee) is the source of this 4529-nucleotide messenger RNA. RefSeq names its product PDZ domain-containing protein 8-like. Lineage: Eukaryota; Metazoa; Chordata; Mammalia; Sirenia; Trichechidae. Gene Ontology annotation, molecular function: olfactory receptor activity; protein binding; G protein-coupled receptor activity. Gene Ontology annotation, cellular component: mitochondria-associated endoplasmic reticulum membrane contact site; membrane. The record is from RefSeq and is a predicted model, not a curated record. Gene Ontology annotation, biological process: G protein-coupled receptor signaling pathway; mitochondrial calcium ion homeostasis.
AUGCACCAAGGUAACCAAACUACUAUCUCUGAAUUCUUCCUUCUGGGACUCACGGUGGGGUCUGAACAGGAGCAGCUGCUUUUUAUGCUAUUUCUGUGCAUGUAUAUGGUCACCAUGUUGGGAAACUUACUUAUUAUCCUGGCUAUCAGCAGUGACCCUCACCUCCACAGUCCCAUGUACUUCUUCCUUGCCAAUCUAUCCUUUGCUUACAUGUGCUUCACAAUCACCACAGUCCCCAAAAUGUUGGCAGACAUCCAAAGCCAGACUCCAGCUAUCUCCUUUGCAGGAUGCCUUACACAAAUGUAUUUUUUCAUGUUGCUGGUGGACCUGGACAAUUUCCUCCUGGCAGCUAUGGCAUAUGACCGAUACAUUGCUGUCCGUCAACCAUUACACAACACUACGUUACUGAGUCCCAAGGGCUGUGCCAUCUUGGUAGUGACUCCACCGGUCGUCUCCAAUUUUGUCUCAGUACUGCAUCUCAGUAUGCUAAGCCACUUGACUUUCUGUGACCAGAGAGCAAUUCUACACUCCUUCUGUGACCUGGAACCCAUUUUAAGACUUGCUUGCUCAGACACCUAUGUCAAUGACUUAUUGAUCCUAGUUAUUGGUGGAGCAGUCAUCUUCAUCCCCUUUACCUUCAUUCUUGUCUCCUAUGCCCUUAUUGGCAGCACCAUGUUUGGGGAUCCAUCAGUCAAGGGAAAAUGGAAAACAUUCUCUACUUGUGGCUCCCAUCUCACAGCUGUGUUCCUUUUCUAUGGAUCCAUCAUUGGGGUUUACUUUCUCCCCUCUUCUGCCUACUCAGCAGAAAGGAAUAAGGUGGCUGCCAUCAUGUAUACAAUCGUAACUUCCAUGAUGAACCCCUUCAUCUAUAGUCUAAGGAACAGGGACAUGAAAGGAGCAUUGAGGAAACUGCUUAGCAGGAAAAGCUUUUCCUGGAGAAGGUUUAAGCCGUUUUUUCCAUUCCAAACCUCGCAAGGAUUCUAAGAAGACGAAGACGAGCAUAUCCAUAUACAACAAUGGGCACUUACUGAAGGCUGCCUUAAAGUUACAUUGUUAGAAUGUAGCAGGUUACUCAUUUUUGGAUCCUAUGACAGAGAAGCAAAUAUUCACUGCACACUUGAGUUAAGCAGUGGUGUUUGGGAAGAAAAACAAAGAAAUUCCAUUAAGAUGGUUGAAUUAGUAAAGGGGAAUUUACAAAGUGUUGGACUUACACUUCGUCUUGUCCAGUCAACUGAUGGGUAUGCUGGGCAUGUCAUAAUUGAAACUGUGGCCCCAAACUCACCUGCUGCAAUUGCAGAUCUUCAGCGGGGAGAUAGACUGAUUGCUUUUGGAGGUGUGAAGAUCACAUCCACACUCCAAGUGCUGAAGCUUAUCAAACAGGCUGGUGACCGAGUCCUGGUGUAUUAUGAAAGGCCUGUUGGCCAGAGUAGUCAAGGUGUGGUGCUGCAAGAUAAUUUUGGACAGUUGGAGGAAAACUUUCUCUCAAGUUCAGGCCAACCAAAUUAUGAAGAGGAAGCAGCUGGGUUGGCAGUGGAUGCUGAAAAUAGAGACCUGGAUUCUGAAUUUGAAGACUUGGCAAGUGAUGUCAGAGCACCAAAUGAGUUCCAAGAUGACGCACAAUCACUGAGUCACGGUCCUAAAUGUACUCCAACAGCACUUCCUGUUAAACCCCUUGGAACUAUAUUACCAGUUUUAAACCAUAAAUUAGUUGUAGGAAGUCACCCACCACUACCAAAACUUCCAUCCAAAGAAGGAAAUAAACCCAUAGCCCUAAAAACUUCUGAGACAACAGACCCAGCACAGGUGUCAAAACCCACCCAAGGAUCUACUUUCAAACCCCCUGUGCCACCACGACCCCAAGUGAAACUUCCUUUGCCUUCUGUUAAUGCCCCAAAUCAGGUAGAACCAGAUGCUCUUGUUGAAAAGCCAGAGAAGGUGCUGCCUCUUCUUCCUGCAGAUAAAGCGGCUGAGAAGCAAGCAAAAAAUGUGGAUCACAUAGAAGAUGCAAGUGCAUCUAAGCAGUUUUUAGUAAAGCAAGAAGUGGCUAAGGAUUUUACUUCAGAAAGUCCCUGCCCUACUAAGGACAAUUCAGAUGACCCUCAAACGUGGGAAUCAUCAGAAAUUCCUUAUCGUAAUAAGCUAGGAAAAUGGACAAGAACCAGAGCAACCUGUGUCUUUGACAUAGAAACCUGCCACAGGUACUUAAAUGUUGCACUGUGGUGCAGGGAUCCUUUCAAGUUGGGGGGCCUCAUCUGUUUGGGGCAUGUUAGUUUAAAACUUGAAGAGGUGGCUUUGGGAUGCUUAGCUACAUCAAAUAUGGAAUACCUUUCAAAAUUCAGAUUGGAAGCCCCGUCACCUAUGGCAAUGGUCACUAGAACUGCCCUAUGCAAUCUGAGUAUACAGAAGGGAUUCAAUGACAAAUUUUGCUUUGGUGACAUUACUAUUCACUUCAAGUAUUUGAAAGAAGGAGAACCAGACCACCAUAUAGUUACUAACUUAGAGAAAGAAAAAGAACUUCAUUUGGUGGAAGAGGUUUCUGUCCUACCUAAAGAGGAGCAUUUUGUUGGACAGGUGGGUUUAACAGAAAAUAAACAUAGUUUCCAGGAUACUCAGUCCCAGAACCCAACUUGGUGUGAUUACUGUAAGAAAAAAGUUUGGACUAAGGCUGCUUCCCAGUGAUUGUUUUGUGCUUAUGUUUGCGGUAAAAAAUGUCAGGAAAAGUGUCUAGCCGAGACUCCUCUUUGUGGAGCAGCUGAUAAGUGAAUGGACCGAACCCUGAAAAACCUCCGGCUGGAAGGACAGGAAACCCUCUUAGGCUUGCCUUCUCGAGUUGAUGCCUAUGCUAGCAAGUCAGUCAAUAAAACAACAGGUUUGACAAGGCACAUUAUCAACACUAGCUCUCGUUUGUUAAAUUUGCGUCAAGUCUCUAAAACUCGCCUUGCUGAACCAGGAACUGACCUAGUAGAACCUUCACCAAAACACACACCCAACACGUCAGACAAUGAAGGCAGUGACACAGAGGUGUGUGGUCCAAACAGUCCUUCUAAACGGGGAAACAACACAGGAACAAAGUUAGUAAGAAAGAAGGGUGGUGUGGAUGACAGUGUCUUCAUUGCAGUUAAAGAAAUUGGUCGUGAUCUGUGUAGGGGCUUGCCUACUGAGGAAAGAAUCCAGAAAUUAGAGUUUAUGUUGGAUAAACUACAAAAUGAAAUUGAUCAGGAGUUGGAACAUAAUAAUUCCCUUGUUAGAGAAGAGAAAGAGACAAAUGAUACAAGGAAAAAAUCACUUCUUUCUGCUGCUUUGGCUAAAUCAGGUGAAAGACUGCAAGCUCUAACACUUCUUAGGAUCCACUACAGAGCAGGCAUUGACAAUAUCGAAUCUCUAGAAUCUUUGUCUUUAGACCAGCACUCUAAAAAAGUAAUCAAGUACACAGAUGAUACAGAAGAAGACCUUGACAAUGAAAUAACCCAACUAAUAGACUCUCAGCCAUUCAGCAGCAUGUCAGACGACUUGUUUGGCCCAUCUGAAUCUGUGUAACAGGCAGUUUGUUUAAGCUUUGAAGUGAUUGGGGAAAAGUUGAAUCUAAAAUACCACAGAUACAACCACGUUUAAACUCUCUUCUGAUGUACUUUGACCUGCUUCUCCAGUUAUUUGCUUGUGUAAGAAUAAGAAUGAAAGAGGUUUUCUGGCAAAAACAUGACCAGCUCACUAAACUGAUUGUUUCAGAAUGCAUUUAUAGCUAUGCUUUUUGGGUUUCUACUGGGAAUUUAUUUUUACUAAUUUAUUUUUAACUUUUUUCUAACUAUGUAAGCUAACAUUUCAUGUUUAUGUAUGUGUGGUGUCUCAUUGUGUUAUUUUCUUUCCUCUUAGUUUUUGAAUUAGUGUUAACUAGGAUACAGGCAUUCCCCGGCUUAAAAACAUCCAGUUUACAUGCAACCCGUGGUUAUGAACCAACCCUGUAAAGCCCAUUAUAUUAAAAAUUCGAGGUACCUACAAUGGUUCAUAAUAACAAAUGGGUGCUACUUUGCAACGCACAUCAAAACAUUAUUAUUAUUACUGUGUUACAAUGUUAAAGAUAUUUUAGUGUAUCCAGAAGUGUUUCUUUAAUGUUUUUUAUGCAUAGAAAGGUACACUAUAUACGAUAUACUAAGACAAACAUUUGACUAAGUGACGUUAGAUACGAAGGGUACCUAACUGUUCCCACUUACAUACAAAUUCGACUUAGAGACAGACUUAGGAAAGGAAAUCGUUCGUAAUCCGGGAACUGCCUGUACUGUCCAGAUUCUUGAAAUAGUUUCACUUCCAUCACAGUUCUAACUACAGAUUUGCUGCAUGCCCAGAUUGACAACAGCAAUCACUGAGCGAACAGGUGUUGAAUUUUUCUUUUGUGUUGUUACAAAGUUUGUCAUCCUUACUUCCUUGGGACUUUUGUUACUUUGGGUUUUUUGGGUGCUUUUUGUUUUGUUUUUGCCAAAUGUAAUAUGAAAGCAGAUAUUGCAGCUUUAGUCUGUUAUGCUGAUUUAGUAAAA